AAAACUAAUAUUGUUGUGCACCACAUGGAUUUAGAAACUCACAAAAAUCUGUAGAUCUAGAACAACCAAUUACUUUGCACUCAACAACAGCUACUCUUUUGAGUUGUUGUUGUCGUCGAGGGGGCCAAACAGCUUUAGAAUGAAAUGGAGAUGCAAAGCUACUCUGGUCAUGGACCAACGACAACAACUUCAGCCACAGCGGAAAGUGCAACAGCAACUGCAGCAGUCCCAGCAGCAACAUUCACACAGCGACACUUCAGUUGUCGACUGGAAGAGGCGGCCCGGCCGGAGGUCUGGCAGCCUUUUAUUGGCUGCGACAGCAACACCAGCAGCAGCAGCAACAGCAACCUCAUCCUGCCCACCAGCAACAUCAACGGCAGCAGCAACACAUUCCAGUGUGCUCGGCAAGCCUUCGAUAAAGCGGAGCAGACGGCCCUCUACAGAUGCGAUGGGGAGGGUCCAUUGUCAGAAAGCUGCACGUUGAGGCUGAGGGCGCGACUGUUGCAAGUGCCGUACGAGGCGUAUGAGCAAUUUGGACUGGCAAUCAACGGGGAACUCAGUGAUACAUCCAGUGAUAUACUUAGUGAUAGUUCGAGCUGCGAGGAGGGAGAGGAUGUUUUGCAAUGUGAGCUGGGGCUGACCCAGGAUCUAUUUCUUUGUCAUUUGCAGCCGCAGCAGGAGCCAUUUGGGGAGCUGGAAGGCCUGGGGGAGGCGGAGCCCCUCUCGAACGGCAGCCUACUGGAGGCCUAUCCCAUCGAGCUGGGCAACGAACACGACGGACUCUGGUCCUUCCUCAACCUGAGCGAGCUAAUGGAAGCCGGCAACGACACCUCUGGCAUCGUGAAUGCCACCAGCAGCAGUUUGGACAUGAUUCUGGCCAACUACACGGCCCAUACCACAACAACAGUCGCCUCCACCGAAGCCACGUCGAGCGAUAUCGGGGUUACGAAGAGCUUUCUGGACUACAGUCCCCACGGCUACGAUUGGCUUUUCCUGUUCGUGGUCUUCUUCAUCUUUGCGGGGGGCUUGGGCAACAUCCUCGUCUGCCUGGCUGUGGCCUUGGACCGGAAGCUUCAGAACGUCACCAACUACUUCCUGUUUUCCCUGGCCAUAGCCGAUCUCUUGGUCAGUCUGUUCGUGAUGCCCAUGGGUGCCAUACCAGCUUUCUUGGGUUAUUGGCCACUUGGCUUUACUUGGUGCAACAUUUAUGUGACCUGUGAUGUGCUGGCCUGUUCCUCCAGCAUCCUGCAUAUGUGCUUCAUAAGUUUGGGACGCUAUCUGGGAAUACGGAAUCCAUUGGGCUCGAGACAUCGGUCUACGAAACGAUUGGCUGGUAUUAAGAUAGCCAUUGUUUGGGUAAUGGCCAUGAUUGUAUCCAGCUCGAUAACAGUCCUGGGUCUGGUCAACGAGAAGAACAUUAUGCCUGAGCACAACGUCUGUGUAAUAAACAACCGCGCCUUCUUCGUUUUUGGAUCUCUGGUGGCAUUUUAUAUCCCCAUGCUCAUGAUGGUCACUACUUACGCACUCACCAUUCCCCUCCUCCGCAAGAAAGCACGUUUUGCCGCAGAGCAUCCGGAAAGUGAACUCUUCCGCAGGCUAGGUGGGCGCUUUACCAUAAGACCUCAGUACAGCCAGCAACAGUUGUAGGUGCACAGCAGCUUCUCCAGAGGCAAUAGCAAAUUUCUGUCAAUGAGCGACAGCAUUCGCAACUUUAACAAUGGAGGACGAGGGUUG
Molecule: messenger RNA, 1734 nt
Organism: Drosophila suzukii
Lineage: Eukaryota; Metazoa; Arthropoda; Insecta; Diptera; Drosophilidae
Source: RefSeq, a predicted model, not a curated record